This is a messenger RNA of Lasiosphaeria miniovina, 1527 nucleotides long. Its product is annotated as Golgi phosphoprotein 3-domain-containing protein. Lineage: Eukaryota; Fungi; Ascomycota; Sordariomycetes; Sordariales; Lasiosphaeriaceae. The record is from RefSeq and is a predicted model, not a curated record. The transcript has 4 exons. Gene Ontology annotation, biological process: retrograde vesicle-mediated transport, Golgi to endoplasmic reticulum; Golgi organization; Golgi to plasma membrane protein transport. Gene Ontology annotation, cellular component: cytosol; Golgi cisterna; trans-Golgi network. Gene Ontology annotation, molecular function: phosphatidylinositol-4-phosphate binding. The coding region runs from base 219 to 1280 and encodes 353 amino acids.
UGGAGAUUGGCGACUCUAGAGUUUCGCUGACCGCUGCCUUCAAAACUCUCCAUCGCUCAACAGUGCAGUUGCGCAGCACCCAUCAUAACCGCACGCCCGCAAACAAACAACCCACACUCUUACCCUCGACGUCGCCUGCACCCACACCUGCACCUGCGCACGCCCAGGCACACGACACAUCAAUUGCCUCGUCGCCAAGCGGAAACGCGUCUGCCACUAUGGCCUCGACAACCACAUCAGGCUUGACACGGCGGAGGGGAGCCGGAGGAGGAGGCGGCGCCGGAAACAGCGAGGAGGACAGCCCUGUCAUCCGCUCUCCCUCAUUCAACAACAUCCGCGACGGGCCCCCCGAGACGAGCUACGAGGCCGGCGAGAACGGCCACAAGAUCGCAUUCGACCCGCGCGACAUCAGCGAGAGCGAGGAGCGGAGCAAGCAGCCCAAGCUCACCUUGAUGGAGGAAGUGUUGCUGCUAGGACUCAAGGACAAACAGGGCUACCUCUCGUUCUGGAACGACAACAUCUCGUACGCCUUGCGCGGCUGCAUCGUCCUCGAGCUCGCCCUGCGCGGCCGCAUUAGCAUGCAAAAGGACAACUCGAGACGACGCUUUCCCCUCCCCGACCGCGUCAUCGAAGUCAUCGACAGCACGCUGACGGGCGAGGUGCUACUGGACGAGGCUCUCAAAAUGAUGGAUACGAGUGAGAAGAUGAGCGUCAACUCGUGGAUUGAUCUCCUGAGCGGCGAGACCUGGAACCUCUUGAAGAUCGGAUACCAACUGAAGCAGGUGCGCGAGCGCCUGGCAAAGGGGCUGGUGGACAAGGGCAUCCUGCGCACCGAGAAGCGCAACUUCCUGCUCUUCGACAUGGCGACACAUCCCGUGGUGGACGGGGGCGCCAAGGAGGAGAUCCGGCGCCGCGUGCGCAACAUGCUGACGCAGCGUACCGUCGUCAUCAACGGCUCGCAGUUCCUACCAGAGAACGUCGAGUACCGUUACCUGCGAACCAUCGCCAUGGUGUGCGCGGCCUACGCGGCUAACGUCCUCGAGAACGCGCUCUCGACGCUAGGCCACGACGCAAGGGAAAAGGCCUUCACCCAGACCGACGACCUGCUAGCCGACUAUAGCCAAUACCCGUUUGGCAAGAGGUCCACCGCCAACAAUAUUGGCGAGAACGUACCUCAGAUUAUUGCUGAGGAAAUAAGCAAAUCGGGCGAAAAAGAGCUCCAGCUCGAGGUUGUCGCUGCCUGCCUGAGUGUCUUUACCCGCGUCGACUCCCUGCUCUAAGGGCUCGGGGUCGUAGCUAACAAUAUCAUGGGUGCUAUCUAUAAACGCGUCCGCCGCCACACUGCCAUCACCUCUAUUUCUCUGUGUUGCUUCUCCCACGUAUUACGAACUCCGGAAUGGCAAGGGGGCUGUCCUAUUGGCGUCCAUUCCUCUGUUUUUUCCUUCUUUCUUCAGCGGGUCCUAUUACGAAUUUUAGUACCUGGUUGACUGAUCUGGAUUCUACCUCGCCCUCUAUGCGCCUGUCUGU